AUGUCCGUUUCCUCCGCAGACGCCAACGGGUCCUACUCGCCUCACAGCACAGUCAACGGGACGCCCACGCCCUCGCCGCCAGCGCUGUCUUCGCCCCCACGCACGCCCUCGACGCUUCCGCCGCGGCAGAGCGGGCGCAAGGGACACCACCGCCAGAUCUCCAAGGUCCGGCGGUUCCUGACGACCCUGCACCAGUUCGCGGCCGACAUCUCGCCGGAGGUGGGCGACCGCGUGCGCCACCUCGUGCUGGGACUGCUGAGCGGCGGGGUCAGCGUCGAGGAGUUCCACGGAGGCCUGCAGGAAGUCACGCAUUUCCCUCUUCGCCCGUUUGUGCUGCCGUUCCUGCGCUCGCACCUGCCCCUCCUGCAGCGCGAGCUCCAGAGCCUGGCUCGGCGGGCGUCCAUGCCCGUGUCGCAGUACGUGGCCGUGCACGAGGCAGCGCUCCUGGAGGCUGCGGCGGGCGAGCCCACCGAC
Penaeus monodon (black tiger shrimp) is the source of this 474-nucleotide messenger RNA. Its product is annotated as protein CBFA2T3-like. Lineage: Eukaryota; Metazoa; Arthropoda; Malacostraca; Decapoda; Penaeidae. The annotation marks the transcript as partial. Gene Ontology annotation, cellular component: nucleus. The transcript has 4 exons. Gene Ontology annotation, molecular function: transcription corepressor activity. Gene Ontology annotation, biological process: negative regulation of DNA-templated transcription; DNA-templated transcription. The record is from RefSeq and is a predicted model, not a curated record.